AUGGCAGCACGCCUUGAAUUUCUCUCCGACCUGAACCCUCCAUCCCUCGAGCGGACCUGGUUGACCGCGCCGCACCCCACCCUUCCGAUUGUCGCAACCUGCAGUUCAGACAAAACCGUUCGAGUCUACUCGCUGACCAACUUCCGGCUGCUCUCGACUAUAUCCGGUGGGCAUAAACGCAGCGUGCGCACCGCUGCCUGGAAACCGCACGUGCAAGGCGAAAGCGUCCUGGCCUCGGGCAGCUUCGACGCUACCGUGGGAAUAUGGCGCCGAUGGGACAGCUAUGGCCGUGACGAAGCGGACGCAGAAGAGCCUGUGGAUGACAAUGGUAACCCCGACGCCGCUGCCGACGACGAGGACGAAGAGUGGCGGUUUGCCGUUCUUCUCGACGGGCACGAUAGCGAGGUCAAAUCCGUGUCGUGGUCCCCGUCGGGGAUGUUGCUGGCAACAUGCUCGCGUGACAAGUCCAUCUGGAUCUGGGAGGACCUGGAUGACGGCGACAACAACUUCGAGACGGUGGCCGUCAUGCAGGAGCACGAGGGCGACGUGAAAUGCGUCGCCUGGCACCCGGUCGAAGAGUGCCUGGCCAGCGCUAGCUACGACGAUACCAUCCGGUUGUGGCGGGAGGAUAUCGACGACUGGGGUCAGGUGGCCUGCAUUAAGGGCCACGCCGGUACCGUUUGGUAUCUGGAUUGGGAGGGGGUCGACAAUGUCCCGUCAUUCGCAGGGGCGGCGCUGCCGGCGCUCGCCUCCCAGUGGCAGAGUCAACACGCGCUGUCGGGGCCCCGUCUCGUCUCGUGCUCUGACGACCGAAGCGUCCGCAUCUGGCGGCGACAGCCGAAAGAGCAGCAGACCCAGCCGCCAUUCGGGGGCGCCGGCAUGCCCAGUAUCAUCCGGCCGACGGGCACCGAUGAGACCUGGGAGGAAGAAGCGGUCCUGCCGUCGAAGCAUGAGCUCUCCAUAUACGCCGUGGCAUGGAGCAAACGGACCGGGCUUCUUGCAUCAGUGGGCGCGGAUGGGCGCAUCCUCGUAUAUAAGGAGAGGUUUGUAGCCACCACAGAUGCCGAUCUUCCCAGUGACGACGCCGGUGUGUCCGCCCCCAGGACGGAGUGGGAGGUAAUUGCGGUGGUCGACGGUGCGCACGGAAUCUACGAAAUCAACCAUGUCGCCUGGGCCAAGCGUGCCGAUCGAAGCCGAGAGGCAGGCCAAGAGAAAGAAGUCCUGAUCACCACCGCCGAUGACGGUAGUGUCAAAGUUUGGACAGUUGGCAACUAA
Molecule: messenger RNA, 1275 nt
Organism: Aspergillus affinis
Lineage: Eukaryota; Fungi; Ascomycota; Eurotiomycetes; Eurotiales; Aspergillaceae
Gene: cia1
Product: iron-sulfur cluster assembly protein CIA1
Exons: 1
Coding region: 1-1275 (424 amino acids)
Biological process (GO): iron-sulfur cluster assembly
Cellular component (GO): cytosolic [4Fe-4S] assembly targeting complex
Molecular function (GO): protein binding
Source: RefSeq, a predicted model, not a curated record